AUGUAUACAACCACAACUUCGAAGUACGACCGACAAUUUCCGGCUUUGGAAAGAAAGAUGGGUCCAGUCACAAGCAGAACAUCCAAACCCUUCAUUCAUCCGAGUGAAGUCCAGCCCGAUGCGAAGCUUAAACCUUUAACUCAGGCUGAGGAAGUUCUGAAUUGGCAAUCUGAAAACAUGGUUUCUCAAAAUGAAAUUCUUCAAAACCUUGACAAAAAGGUAGAUAAAAUUGCUGAAAAAAUAGACAAGACAGAUGAAGAUCUCAAGGUUUUAUCCCAAAAAAUGCAGAAACAUUACAGAAGCUUGAAAGCCCAAGUAUCCCAGCUAGAUCGGGAUUUGUGGCAGAUGUUAGAAGAAAGAGCUUUUGGUAAAACAUUUGACCAAAAGGAAAGAGAAAUCAGAAGUCUACAAAGCCAAGUAAAAGAGAUAGAUAAUUUCUUAAGAGCCUCUCAUGAAAGAAAGCCCAAACCGGUUGAAAAAUCUUUCUUGGAUCCUCCUACUUUUCCUACAUAUUUCAAACGACUAGAAAGGCCUUCUUCUUUCUACCCUGUUUAUGUUUCAUCACCAUCAGACCCAGUUAAAUAUAUACCAACAGCUUACAGACCAAGAUCUUCCAGAACUACCACUACCUCAACCUCCAAAACAAAGGGGAAAGCUGCCUGCUUAAGCGCUUCAUCCUCAAACUCUCAAGAUAUCCCUGAAACACCCCCUUCAAAAAUCCAAAAGGAACAAGAAAUUCCUAAUAAAGGUUUCCAAGCCAUGGCAAUCACUACAAAUCAUGAAUCUCCUCAGAAAGAUCACUCUGAAUCAUCAAAACAAAAGGGAGACGAGUCCUUCUCAGAUGAUGACAACAACUCUGAUCCAGAAUCAUCUUCAGAUGAGACACCGAGAUCUUUUUCAACUAAAUCAGAAUCUGAAGACAACUAUUUUCCAAGACUCUAUGACGAAUGUAAAAGAGGAAGAAUCCUUUUUUGA
Lathyrus sativus (Indian pea) is the source of this 975-nucleotide messenger RNA. Lineage: Eukaryota; Viridiplantae; Streptophyta; Magnoliopsida; Fabales; Fabaceae. The record is from the annotation of a GenBank genome assembly.